CCAACGGAUGUAAAGUCCCUUCCCGGUCUGAAUUUGGAGAUUUUCGGCUUCCUUCACCUCAGUGAUUUGAGCAAUCCACCCGUGGCCAGUCGGCACCAGGUUCGUGUGGCUUCCGACGCGGAGGAUAAGACUUUUCUCUCACUCCUGUUGACUGCCAUGCAGAAUACAAAAACCGUCGCAAUGUGCAGUCUGUUCAUUCACGAGGCUACAGGUUCCCACAAACCGUCCGGACCGAGUCCACGACUGUGGCAUCAUGGUUUUGUGCAUCAUUACGACCAGAAACUAUCCGUCUUGUUACUAUCCGUUUUUCACGAAAAUUGCACUGGCCUGCCAUGGAUCGGACAAUUUCAACAUUUGGCUCCAGUCACUGACUUUGCUGGAACACAGUUGUAUGACGAUCGGGACGGGAGUUCGCCGUUCCCUGUCCGGGUACCAGAUCGUUUGAGCUACGUUCCAGAAACUGCGGCCCCCGCUUGUCCUGGUGGAGCGGGUACUGUUCCCCCCGCAGAACCGUUCCGUUAUGUGUCCUGGGUCUCACCGACCACGCUAACUGUGGAUGUGAACAAACUGUUGCGCUUGGGUCGUCGUUUACCGGAUAAAGCUGCACUGUUUUUUAAGGAGUUCACGCGGUUACGAACUGCCGCAUUGGCCUACGGUUGCCCGGACCUGCUGAACGAGGUUGUGGAACUGACCAAAGCCUCGUAUCCGGCAUUUGCGGAUGGGACUGCCUCGGAAACGUUAACCACACAUUUGAAAACAAUGUCUCGCAUGUUGGCUGAACCUGAUUUUCGCCCCUCUUGA
Molecule: messenger RNA, 801 nt
Organism: Echinostoma caproni
Lineage: Eukaryota; Metazoa; Platyhelminthes; Trematoda; Plagiorchiida; Echinostomatidae
Source: the annotation of a GenBank genome assembly